AACGGAGGCUGCUACAUCGAGCUGCUGCUGCUGCUGAAGCAUCUGCAGCGCUGUUUGCCUGUUUUUUUGUUUCAUCCCAGAUGUGACACAGACAGAAGAUUAUCACCAACAACCCCCCUUUUUGCUGCUGAGGAUGUGUGUGAGGAUUUCGACGCGGAUCGGAUGGAUUCAAUGAAAGGAAUAACCGAGGGAAACAUGACAGGCAUCCUGCUCCCCUGACGAUUCUCUCUGGGAUGCAGUCAUAGUUUGAGGCCGGACAUGAUUUUAAUCUCAGGAGUUGCUGUAUUGGAUGCGAGAUGGUGCACGCCGCACCCCGAGGUAUACUGAUAAGGAGCUCUGUCCUUUAAUGCCUCUCAUCCGAUCCGGAUUUUUCCAGGACUGUGGCGCACAGUGAGCAUCUUGUUGUUGUGUUUUUUUUUUCACUGUUUGGAGGAGCUUCUGAUGUGGAGGGAUUGUGCUGUUUUGUCUGAAAGGAUCCACUGAGCACUGUUGCUCCCACCCAGAGAGGAGAACCAGCUGAGCUGCUCACCUGGUCAUUUCAACACACAAUAAUUAACCUUUCAGCAUGGCGGAGAGGGAGCAGAGCUCGGUCAGCAUCCCCAUGGAGGAGACCAAACUCCCGGGCGGAGCGCCCCAGGAGGCUCCGCUGCUCACCCACCUGAAGAAAGUGGAGAACCACAUCACUGAGGCCCAGCGCUUCUCCCACCUCCCACGCCGCUCUGCCGUGUACCUGGAGUUCAAUGAGCUGUCGUACACCAUCCGCGAGGGUCCCUGGUGGAGGAGGAGAGGUUAUAAAGCCCUCCUCAAGUGUCUGUCGGGAAGGUUCAACAGCAGAGAGUUGAUUGGCAUCAUGGGGCCCUCUGGAGCUGGGAAAUCCACUCUGAUGAAUAUUCUGGCAGGGUACAGGGAGACAGGCAUGAAGGGCCAGAUCCUGGUGAAUGGUCGGCCGAGGGACCUGAGGACCUUCAGGAAGAUGUCGUGCUACAUCAUGCAGGAUGAUAUGCUGCUGCCACACCUCAACGUGAGGGAGGCCAUGAUGGUGUCCGCCAAUCUGAAGCUGAAUGAGAGCAUGCAGGUCAAAAAAGAACUUGUGGAUGAGAUCCUGACUGCUCUGGGUCUUCAGGAGUGUGCACAGACGCGCACCAACUUUCUCUCCGGGGGCCAGUGUAAACGACUGGCCAUCGCCCUGGAGCUGGUCAACAACCCUCCUGUCAUGUUCUUUGAUGAGCCCACCAGUGGUUUGGACAGCUCGUCCUGCUUCCAGGUGGUUUCCCUCUUGAGGUCUCUGGCUCUGGGAGGACGGACAAUCAUCUGCACCAUUCAUCAGCCCAGUGCCAAGCUAUUUGAGAUGUUUGAUAAGCUGUACAUCCUCAGUCAGGGUCAGUGCAUAUACAAGGGCACAGUCCCUUACCUCAUCCCUUAUCUGAAGAACCUGGGCCUCCACUGCCCGACGUACCACAAUCCUGCUGACUUCAUCAUUGAGGUGGCGUCAGGGGAGUAUGGGGAUCUGAAUCCAGUGCUGUUUGAGGCGGUUCAGGGUGGACUGUGCUCCGAGGAGGGAAAGAAGAACUCCAGAGACAAGAGUGACUCUUCCUGUCCCUCUCAAUGCCACAGUGAAACUGGAACCCUUGAGAAACAUAGCUUUGCCACCAGUACAUUUACACAGUUCUGCAUCCUCUUCAAAAGAACCUUCAUUACAAUAUUAAGGGACAUGGUGCUGACCCACCUCAGGGUGAUGUCCCAUAUUUGUAUUGGAGUGCUGAUUGGCCUGCUUUAUCUCAAUAUUGGAAAUGAUGCCAGCAAGGUCUUCAACAACACUGGCUUCCUCUUUUUCUCCAUGUUGUUCCUCAUGUUUGCUGCGCUGAUGCCCACCAUCCUUACCUUUCCUCUGGAGAUGUCUGUGUUUUUAAGGGAACAUCUGAACUACUGGUACAGCCUGAAGGCCUAUUACUUGGCCAAAACCAUGGCUGAUAUACCGUUUCAGGUAAUUUGUCCAAUCAUGUACUGUAGUAUAGUGUACUGGAUGACUGAACAGCCUCCGGAGGCCAGUCGCUACAUUCUCUUUAUGGCCUUGUCCACAUCCACGGCGCUGGUGGCCCAAUCCCUCGGCCUGCUUAUAGGGGCUGCAUCCACAUCUCUGCAGGUGGCUACCUUUGUGGGUCCAGUCACAGCCAUACCUGUGCUCCUCUUCUCUGGCUUCUUCGUCAAUUUUGACACCAUUCCCAAAUACCUACAGUGGAGCUCUUAUGUUUCCUAUGUCAGGUACGGCUUUGAGGGGGUGAUACUCUCUAUCUAUGGGAUGAACCGGUCCGAGCUGGAGUGUCCCGGCGUGGUGUGUAAGUUCCAGAAGCCAGAGGAGGUCCUCCAGCUGCUGGAUGUGGAGGAUGCAAAGCUCUACGUGGACUUCAUGGUGCUCGGGGUUUUCUUCAUUCUCCUCAGACUGGCUACUUACCUGGUUCUGCGUUACAAAGUCAAGUCAAUGCGUUAAGACGUCCAGGCGCUCGUAUCCGGUGUGAGAUAGUAAGCAAACAUAUAGGUCUCUCUUUCUCUGUCUCUUCUUUACAUACAUGUACAAAGACAUACACAAGUCCAGCACAUACAAAUCAUCAGAAAGCUGUGCUGCCACACCAAACUGUACAGUCUAAUAUUAUCUUUUAAAUGGUUAGUUCUUCAAGAGAAAGGAAAAAGUGUUGUUCCAACCAUUAUUAGUUGUCCUUCAGGUAACAGUUUCAGAUCGCCAUUACCUUCCAAAAUUAUUGUGUAUCUGCACUAUAUGUAAACAGAAUACCCGACAAAGUAACAGAAAGCAUGUGUCUUUAAAGUGAGAAAUUUUGGCUUUGUCCACAUGAAUCAUGAGCUAAAGCCUCCGUGUACGAUAACUAGUAGCUUCUCAAUCCAGGAACCUGAUUUCAGAAUCCUUCUAAUGCCAUCAGGAAAAACUUUCAGUGCCAGAAAACUUUUGUGCAGCUUCUCGCUUUCCUUGUAGGAUCAUCUCAUCAGGUAUCCUCAACAAGACGCUUGAUGAACAUGAUGGCUUUUCUUUUUUUCCGGAUUAACAAACUGACUGCCAGUGGGUGACUUUCCUUGCUUUUCAUCCCUCAGUGUUGAUCCUUUUUGCAGGACCUUCUGCCCUACCAUCGACAGCGGCAGAACAUUUAGAUGAAAUGUUUGUAAAAAAAUUUAAAAAGUCAAGCAGUAUAUCUUAUAUAAAGACUGAUAUGGAUUCCCCCUGCGACCCGGCCUAUGAUCCUUAUAUAUCCUGCCAUAACCGAGGAAGCAUUCAGAAAGCAAGCAUGACCGCUGUUUCCAGCCUGAUGCAGAGGACUGUUGUGCGGGGAGGAUAGUGUUUUAGUGCGACAGCUUGUGCUACGGUUAAAAAAGUCUAAUCAGUGUCGCUCUUUUGACACAGUCCUUUGAACUCCUUGUUGUACGACUCUUUAGCUGCCUCCUUCCCGAGCUACGAAAGGAAAAAUAUCCUAUUUUCUCUCCUUCUCUUCUUCUUCUGCUUUGCUGAUGUCUGACAGAUGUGUGUUGUCCGAAACAAUGCUAGAUAUACUUGAAAUGCUGGCUGGGCAGUUUUUGUGCCUCUGAACUAGAAUGAUUUGAGUUUCCUCUGCUUCAUUGUUUGCACAUACACCUUAUGUACAUGCUGAUUCUCUCUCUCUCUCUCUGUCUCUUUCUCUCUGUCUCUCUCUCUCUCUCUCACACACACACACACACACACACACACAGACAGGUACAUAUGCACACACGCAAGCAAACACACACAUUCACCCUUGGCAAUGUUUAGAAGAGCCUCUCCUUGUUGCAGGGCAAUGCAAAUAUUUUCCAAUAGACUUGCUAUGAAAUAUUUCUUACUCAAACUAUGCUACUUAGUAAUCCUUAUUAUAAUGCACAAAUAAUGUGAGUAUAUAAUCAAUGAUUGUACAGUGAAUAUGUCAUGCUGUAAACAAAAUGUACAUUUGCACUUUUCAAUGUAUGUUUAUUCUUUUUAAAUUAUUUGUAUUUUAUUUUAUUUUUAUAUAUCUAUGUGAUGCUUGAAAGUAUAACAGGAUAAAAAAAAACAGCAACCGAAUGUUGCAUGUUCACAUUAGGAAUGAAAUUUAUGAAAUAUUAAAUUUCAGAGUAAAGCAUAAACAAUUUUAUUUCCUCAUCAGAAAUGUAUGUAUGUAUGUAUGUAUCUGAAACCAUGUUUGGGGAGAUGCAAAUCCUCUGCUUUGUGCUAAACAUUUUUAGAAUAUAUCUGGAAUAUCGGAGUGCGUCACUGCUGUAUAUAAAAAAAGAAUCAGGAGUGAGAAGGUAAUGUGGAUAUGUGUGAAAUGUGCAGGAAGGAAGAAGGCAAAGAUGAACAACCAAAUGUUUCGUUAGAUGAACAGACUGAGAGAAGAUGAGUGCAGCAGGUGGAGUCCUCCACUGACAGAAUGCUGCAGGUGGAGGUUUAGAUUCUGUCAUUAAUAGCAAUAGUCAAAAAUGUGAUGUUUAAUUGUUAUACCUCCAAACUGCUGUGGCAUCAGUCAGUUCAUAUGUUUUAUAUCAAGAGCUUGACUUGAGUUUUAUUAUGUGCAAUGAUCAUCCAAAGGUGUUUUAUGAGACAAAUUUCAUGAAGGGAAAACAUGACGCUGCAAUAUGUCUUUAAUCUUUUUCUCUUUUUCUGUUCAGUUAGUAACUUGGUGGAUGUGUUUACUCGAUGAGCUUCUAAUUGGAGGUACAGCAGCUGAUGGUACUGUGGAUGGGUGCUGGAAAACCACCAGGCUUUAACGUCAAGAUAAUUAGUUCUCAAUGGGUAGCAUGGGAGAAAUGUUGCAUAAAGCCAGUUUUACUGCCAACACAGCAGAUAUGUGUUUUCCCCAAAUUAUAUCAAAAAGCCAAGAGUUGGUAGGAGACCUGCAGGUAAAUUUAAAAGAAGAAGAAAGAAACAGCUCCAGCCCCGGAACAAAGGAGAGAUAAUUAGUAGUGUUGAAGUCAUUAACCAAAUGUGGGAACAUCUCUGCCUGAGGUCUUAAUAAGGCCUGUGGUGCCAAAGAAGAAAACAAAUCAUCCUUCUUCUGCUGCAAAAUGUGAAAUGUAGAGAGUGAACCUCUCAGUAAGAUUAUGGUAUCAAAUGUUCUCAUUCGUUUUCUGACCAAAGAGAGAGAGAGCUCCAGAAAGUCGCCCACGAUGUUCGUAAUUCAAAUCCCAUUGAAUUUCCCUUAAUUUCUGGAUUUUUAAUGGAAAAGUGAUCAUCACUGCCUGGUCUGAUCUGACUCCAGUGGAGAGACUAUAAUCGUGUGUGAGCAGUGCUGUGAAAGUGACAGCAGGAUGCAGCUGAUGAGCCAAUCAAAAUGCUUUUUCACUCUCUUUGACACUUUGAUUUAUCACGUCAUUUUUCGCCUGUUUUUCACAUUAGUGCACUCUACCAUGCAUGGUGAAUAAUAAUAAUAACAAUAAUAAUAACAAUAAUAAUUAUUAUAAUUAUAUAAGCUAUCCCUACAGAAAGCUGAGUUGUCUGAUUGAACAUUAGCGGUAGAAUGGAAGGCUGUUUAACACCGAUUGUUCUUUAUUUUUUAUUUGAUAUCAUUUGUUUUCAUUUAAUUUAUUGUUUCUCAACUCAAAAAAAUGCAAGUUCUGUAUACUGAACGCUGUUCCAAGGAUUAUAAUAAAGCUCAUUUAUAACCUU
This is a messenger RNA of Centropristis striata (black sea bass), 5656 nucleotides long. RefSeq names its product ATP-binding cassette, sub-family G (WHITE), member 4a (gene abcg4a). The record is from RefSeq and is a predicted model, not a curated record. Gene Ontology annotation, cellular component: plasma membrane. The coding region runs from base 566 to 2488 and encodes 640 amino acids. Gene Ontology annotation, molecular function: ATP hydrolysis activity; ATP binding; ABC-type transporter activity. NCBI's taxonomy places the organism in Eukaryota, Metazoa, Chordata, Actinopteri, Perciformes, Serranidae. The transcript has 15 exons.